AUGUUAUCUGAGGAGGCGGAUGAUUGCUGGGUGACUACUAGGACUGAAUUGGAUGGUGAUGGUGUAGCGAUCACGUGGGCUGUGUUCAGGCGAGAAUUUAUGAGGAAGUACUUUCCUGAAGAUGUUCGAGGAAGAAAAAAGAUCGAAUUCUUGGAGCUGAAGCAAGGUAGUAUGAUGGUUCCUGAGUAUGCUUCCAAAUUUGUUGAGCUGGCGAAGUACUAUACUCACUACAACAAUGAGGAAGCUAGAGAAUUCUCAAAGAGCAUUAAGUUUUAUAAUGGUCUCCGUAAUGAAAUUAAGCAAGGUAUCAGAUAUCAGAGGAUUCGUCAAUUUAUUAACUUGGUGGAUUGCAGUCGGAUCUUUGAAGAAGAUAACAUAAAGCCGAAGUCAUCUUAUUCUCGCGAGUUGGUUUACGAGAAGGGAAAAAAGCCGAUGGAUCGAGGUAAACCGUAUGGUAGAAGUAAUCCGAAAUUUAGCAGUUGGGAAGUCUAG
Molecule: messenger RNA, 492 nt
Organism: Vicia villosa (hairy vetch)
Lineage: Eukaryota; Viridiplantae; Streptophyta; Magnoliopsida; Fabales; Fabaceae
Exons: 1
Coding region: 1-492 (163 amino acids)
Source: RefSeq, a predicted model, not a curated record